AUGAAGGGCUACAAUACAAUGUACGAAAAGAAGUACGAGUAUGAGCACCUCCUCCCACAGUCGCCUCGCUGGGCGCAACAACCAGCAUACAAUCGUCUACGCACGUACGGAAGCACACGAGCAAGAGCAGCACGUUUGCCAGUCAUCAUCGCAUCCUUUAUAUUCUCGGCCAUCAUGUUCGUGCUUUUCACAGGGGCUACUCCAGCCACGUCGCCCUCAUUAGUGCCUCAAACAUCGCCCGGCAACGUACACCUUCUGAUACCAGCGUCAGCCAAGGAUGAGAAUCUUUGCAAGGCCGUUGUUGGAGCUGCCAUACUGGGCUACCCCUCUCCAAAGGUCCUCAACUGGGGCAAGACAUUCAACGAUGAGCACCUGGUCUCUGGUGGUUCGCACAUUGCAAAGAUCAGCGGCGUCUCCGAAUAUCUCGAAAGCCUUGUACCGGAGCAAGACGAUGAUCUGGUCAUCAUGACUGACGGCUACGACACAUGGUUCCAGCUAAGGCCCGAGACCCUCAUCCAACGUUAUUUCGAUAUCAAUAAACGGGCGAACGAGCGCAUUCGUCGCGAAUUGGGCCAUCACGUUGCAACCACUAACAAAAUCGAGCAAAAGAUUGUCUUUUCAGCACAAAAGCGAUGCUGGCCUUGGGCUGCAGACGCACCACCUUGUUAUGCUGUUCCUGAAUCGACUCUCCCCGAACACGUCUUCGGCUCAAACACCGAUACAGAUGUCGGCGACCGUAAUCCAUACCUCAAGUUCCGUCCACGCUACCUCAACUCAGGAGUUGUCGUAGGCACCGCCGGGGCAAUGCGUCAGCUUUUUACUGAAGCAUUGAUUCGUGCAAACAAGGAUCCCAAUUUCGGCAGUGACCAAAAUAUCUUUGGCUCUAUCUUUGGUGACCAAGAAGUCUACCGCGAGGUCGUGCGACAAAGGGAUAUGGGCUGGAUCGAACGCCAGCACAACCUUCGCAGUGACGACCCACGACGAGGCUUGGUUCGCGAGGAUGAUCUUGAAGCUGUCAGAAACAUGACUCGUAGCAUGGAGUUUGGUAUCGGCCUCGACUAUGAAGGCUCGAUAUCCUUGCCUACUGUAUUUUCCGAAGAUGACACUGAAUGGGUCAACUUCGACAAUCAGCCCUGGCUUGACUUCUUCAACUACAAGCGUGGCAUUGAUAAAUCAGACAGCAAACUCAUCCUCGCUCAGGACAUUGUGAAGACGGCUGUGCCUCUUUACAGCAACGGUACCGACGGCAUUGAGGUCAGGAACUGGUCCCAAGUGCCGCUAUUCACCAACAUACCUACUGGUCACACGCCAGCAAUCAUCCACCACAACGCGCACCGCGAUGGUAUGAAAAGCUUGAGACGAUCAGUAUGGGACAAGAUCUGGUUCCAACCAUACGCUCGCGUCCUUUUGGAUCAGUACAUGGACACUCCCCUGACAACUCUGGCAGUUGCAGGUGGUAGAGAGUGGCGAUCUAGUGAUGAAUGGAAAGGCGGCGUGAGGAACGAUGUCGACGAAUGGUUGCCCUACCAAGACAUCUGCGGCGGAACGGAGACCGAGAUUUUCAGAGACGGAAAGGGCCCUUGGACAGCAAGCCGGCACGCUUGA
This is a messenger RNA of Aureobasidium subglaciale EXF-2481, 1605 nucleotides long. RefSeq lists its product as uncharacterized. Bases 1 to 1605 code for a protein of 534 amino acids. Lineage: Eukaryota; Fungi; Ascomycota; Dothideomycetes; Dothideales; Saccotheciaceae. The transcript has 2 exons. The record is from RefSeq and is a predicted model, not a curated record.